This is a messenger RNA of Chlorocebus sabaeus (green monkey), 1427 nucleotides long. It is a transcript of the gene GRP, whose product is annotated as gastrin releasing peptide. Lineage: Eukaryota; Metazoa; Chordata; Mammalia; Primates; Cercopithecidae. Gene Ontology annotation, biological process: neuropeptide signaling pathway. The record is from RefSeq and is a predicted model, not a curated record. Gene Ontology annotation, molecular function: neuropeptide hormone activity.
AGAGAGAGAGAUCUGCAAAGAGGAGGCAAGGUCCCGAAAUCUAUGGACUGGGACAGCAAAGAUGUGGCCUACGAAGAGAAAGUUCUGGAGAAUCAGAAGGCCUUUCAAUGGUGGUUCUAAAUCCCUCCAGCAAAGCCCAUCUAUCUUUACAGCUCACCCGUCUCCAUCUACACCACCCCCCAACCCCUCCCGGCCCAGAUCAGGCAGCGGGGUCGCCCUCUCCAGGAAUUUCAGAGCAGCUAACACUGGAGGCGCCGGCGAGCCUGGAGAGGGAGGAGUUCACUAAAUUGUGUUGGAUGUAAGGCGUCGAGGACCAGAGGAAUUAAUCCGAUGUGGUGAAGGCGGACGGGGCUAUGAGGAAAAAAGAGGGGGCAAUGUACACUCAGCUUUUUCGUCACUCGGCAGGGAGAUGGAUGGUUUUCCGGACCGGGCGUCCCAGCGCCCCGGCUAGCUAUAGGGAGACGUCAGAGCGCUCCGGUCCGCGGUAGAAGAGCCCCCAGCUCCCCCCGCCCGGGCUUCCAUAUAAAGUAGGGGCCCUAGUGGAGGCCGCAGCAGUAGCACCAGCGGCUGCGGCGGCGGAGCUCCUCUGAGGUCCGGGUCACCAGUCGCUGCUCUGCCAGUAGGGCGCACAACCCAGCCUCGCCCAGCCUCUCCGCCGCGCUCCAAGGGCUUCCCGUCGGGACCAUGCGCGGCCGCGAGCUCCCGCUGGUCCUACUGGUGCUCGUCCUCUUCCAGGCGCCCCGGGGGCGAGCGGUCCCGCUGCCUGCGGGCGGAGGGACCGUGCUGACCAAGAUGUACCCGCGCGGCAACCACUGGGCGGUGGGGCACUUAAUGGGGAAAAAGAGCACAGGGGAGUCUUCUUCUGUUUCUGAGAGAGGGAGCCUAAAGCAGCAGCUGAGAGAGUACAUCAGGUGGGAAGAAGCUGCAAGCAAUUUGCUGGGUCUCAUAGAAGCAAAGGAGAACAGAAACCACCAGCCACCUCAACCCAAGGCCCUGGGCAAUCAGCAGCCUUCGUGGGAUUCAGAGGAUAGCAGCAACUUCAAAGAUGUAGGUUCAAAAGGCAAAGUUGGUAGACUCUCUGCUCCAGGUUCUCAACGUGAAGGAAGGAACCCCCCCAGCUGAACCAGCAAUGACAAUGAUGGCCUCUCUCAAAGGAGAAAAACAAAACCCGUAAGAGACUGCGUUCUGCAAGCAUCAGUUCUACGGAUCAUCAACGAGAUUUCCUUGUGCAAAAUAUUUGACUAUUCUUGUAUCUUUCAUCCUUGACUAAAUUCGUGAUUUUCAAGCAGCAUCUUCCGGUUCGAACUUGUUUGCUGUGAACAAUUGUCGAAAAGAGUCUUCCAAUUAAUGCUUUCUACAUCUAGGCUACCUGUUGGUUAGAUUCAAGGCCCCGAGCUGUUACCAUUGACAAUAAAAGCUUAAACACA